GGAGAUAACAGGUCAGAUGGAGGAAGGGAUUCAGCAGACUGGAGCUCACCUCCAGUACAAAGACUUCACAGGAGAGAGCACACAGGGGAGGAUUUGACUCUGGAAUAUCUCCUACAGUUUCUCUUCUGUGUAUGAAUGUCUCCUCUUUAACUUUGAAGAAUGGUGGGACUCUCAUCCACCGCUGUUGAGGCCAUGGAGGUGUUGGUGAGUGAGCUGGGCACGCUGCUGAAGAUGCUGGACCAGGAGAACCUCAGCUCCUCCACCCAGGAGAAGAAGACGUCCGUGUGGAACCUCCUGCAGCAGAUACAGCCAGCAGUGUCAGGAACAGACUACAUCUACAUGAACUCAUCAGUGUACAGAAACGGCACGAGCUUCGUUGAGUCGCUCUUUGAGACAUUUGACUGUGAGCUUGGAGAUCUAAAGGAUGUUACAGAAGAUCUGAAAGAAGAUAAAAACACACAAACGGACACUUUAAAACAGCAGAGCUGUGCAGACUCCCUCGCCCCACACUCCGCUGACUCUCCUCCCCCUCUGCCCACAACGCCUCCUCCCGAGGAGUACUAUGAGGAGGCAGUGCCCCUCAGUCCUGGAAAGAUGCCCGAGUACAUAAUCACACGAGUCAGGCCCAGCCCUCCUAACUCUAUAGAAGAUGGAUAUGAAGACACUGAAAAUCCCUACCCGACCACCUGCAUAAACUCGCACCGCAAAAACUCCUACAACGACUCCGAUGCUCUGAGCAGCUCGUAUGAGUCCUACGAGGAGGACGAGGAGGAGAGGAGCCCCGGCGUCAGACUCACUCAUCAGUGGCCCUCGGAUGAGAGCUCCAUGCCUCCUGCCAGAGACUGUCGCAUCUGUGCCUUCCUGCUGCGGAAGAAGCGCUUCGGCCAGUGGGCCAAGCAGCUCACUGUCAUACGGGAGAACAGGCUGCAGUGCUAUAAGAGUUCAAAGGACACAUGCCCCUACGUGGACCUGCUGCUGCCCCAAUGCACUGUAGUCUACGCUCCCAAAGACAGCAAGAGAAAGCACCACGAGCUUCGCUUCACUCUACCCAAUGGAGAUGCACUGGUUCUGGCCGUGCAAAGCAAGGAGCAGGCUCACAGAUGGCUGAAGGUUGUUAGAGAGGUCAGCGGUCAGAGCGCAGGGCCUGAGGAAUCUGCAUCUCCUGUCAUUCCAAGAAAAAAUGAACUUGACAAGAGGUUAUCUGCAGAAAGGAACACAUCAGAUUCAGACAGUGUGGGUGUGUCAGCUGGAGAGAACUGCAGAGAGAACGGUAAGGUGAAACGUGGCGCUUUAGCUGCAGGCCGUAAGAUCACACGCAUCAUCAGCUUCUCCAAGAAGAAGCCCCCUCGACCCGGCGAUCCCCGAACGUCCUACAGCGACCCCCGACAAGGGUACCUGUCGGUGCUGGUGAACCAGGUGUGGCGGGAACAGUGGUGCUGUGUGUGCAGAGGCUCCCUGCACUUCUACCACGACAAAGGAGACCCUCGGGCCUCCCUGCCUUCCCUUCCUCUCCACGGCUGCGAAGUCGUUCCUGGGCUCGGACCCAAACACCCCUUUGCCUUCCGCGUCCUUCGGAACAGCACAGAGGUGGCUGCUCUGGAGGCGAGCAGCUCCGAGGAGCUCGGACGGUGGCUCGGUGUCAUCUUGGCAGAAACCGGCUCUGCGACAGACCCGGAGUCGCUCCAUUACGACUAUGUUGACGUGGAAACCAUCGCUAACAUUCGGGAUGCUGCGAGACAUUCCUUCCUGUGGGCUACGUCCUCCAGCAGCACCUCCACGGAUUCCAGAACGUACGACGAGGUUCCUAACGAGGACAUACAGUCAGGGGAGAACCGCAGGCAGCAGUCUGGGAAUCAAGGGAAGCGACGCUCAAGUUUCUCAAGCAGCGACUCUGACAGAACCAAGCCAUUAGUCUCCCUCAAGCGAACAGGCUCAAAUGCCAACCAGUACGGAAGGUAUGGGAAAACGCGAGCAGAGGAAGAUGCCAAGCGUUACCUCAAUGAACAAGAGGAGCUGGAGAGAGAGAGGGAUGGGAUACGGAAUGCACUAGUGACCCUUCGACAGGAGAAGAGGGAGCUGAAGGAAGAGCUGAAGACAGCCUCUGAUAGGAGGAAGCUUUUCCUGAACAAGCGAGUGGCCCAGCUGGAGGAAGCCUGUCGAGCUAAAGAGUCAGAGCGGGUCGACCUGGAGCUCCGACUGACUCAGGUCAAAGAAAACCUGAAGAAGAGCCUUGCAGGAGGAGCGCUGGGUGCACCGGUGGAGGGUAAACCCCCUGUUAAGGCAUCCGGCAAAAAGAUCCAGAACAUCUACAGUGAUUCUUUACCAGUAAACUGCGCCACGGAGAUGCGAAGGAGACCUCCAUCUGUUUAUGCCUCUUCUACUGGAACUGUCAUGCAGAAAGCGAAGGAAUGGGAGUCAAAGAAAGCGACCUAAGAAGAGGAGUUUCAUGCAAAGGACUUCAGAUUAAAUUGACGUCGGGGGGUGACUUUUUUUUCCCCACAUUCUCUCCCACUAAGGAUAAUCUUCAGUCUACAUCCCCAAAAAUCCCAGACCUGUUUCAUUUUGGAUUACGGAGGAAAUAUAGAAGGUGUAAUGAAAGAAAUCAGCCACUAGGUGGAAGUACAUCAUACUGAAUAGUUACUCUUCCUACUCCCUUAAAGGAGUAGUCUGAUUGCAGCGACUGUACGCUCUCUGCAUCGAAAUAUUUUCACUGUCUUUGGGAGACACAGUUUAAAAUGUGUGUGUGUGGGGGGGGGGACAGCAAGUAUGCAACGUUUAUACAAGUAAGACUUAAGAAAAGUGUAUUGGCAGCACAAUGAGUGCAAAAAAUGUAGUGUUGAAAAGCACAGAUUGUGUUGGCGCCUGAAAUGUUUAGACAAUGUGGGAAAAGACAACCUAAGUAAUGUGAUGUGUUGGGAGAUUAGAGGAUGAGAGGCAGUUUUUAUGCCAUGAUGUGCCUUUUAUGAUGACGAUGUCUUUGUUCUGCCUGUACAUAGUGAGCCACGACUACUGUUUUGUAUGUUUUCUACUUUUUAUACUGUCCAACGUCCCAUUCCUCAUCAUCGUUACAUGAGACGUGCAGCCCUGUGCAAAGGUUCUAGGCACUAAAAUGUUGAGCGAUGCCAUGAAUGGCUUCAGUUUAUCUGCUAAGCACAGACAAACAAGAGUUUACUUGGCAGGUAUGUUGUUUCAGUCAUGAUCGGUUGCUUCUGCCACUUUACAUAAUCCAAGAUUGGCUCCUUGACGUGGAGAUCAUACCUUCUCUUCCAGGAAUCUUUCUUCUGGCUGUGUUAAGGGCUAAUUAUGUGCCACACUGAUUGUAUAACAUGUUGGAUAACUAUCUGAAUACCUUAAGUGCCUAAAACUUUAGCACAUUCCUGUACCUGACAUGAAUUUUUGGCUAUGUGCCAUGGAGGAUAAUUGUUUACCUUUUCUGACUUCUAAUGUCAAGUUAAAUCUGCUCGAUUAAGCAGAACCGUCAACAGAACCCUACAUUCACUUGACACUCUUUGACACACAAUCAAGCACAGUUUAAUACCCCUGUUAUAGAUAAUUGAGUUACUAACAAAGUGGUGCUCCGUAUUUCGUUUUAACACCUUCUCUGCCGAACCUGUGGUCAACUUUUGCACUUUACUGUUCUCCUACCUGGAUAAGGGAAUAAUAAAUUUGCAUCUUAUUUUCCAGAAAA
This is a messenger RNA of Stegastes partitus (bicolor damselfish), 3688 nucleotides long. It is a transcript of the gene afap1l1a, whose product is annotated as actin filament associated protein 1-like 1a. The transcript is spliced from 19 exons. Lineage: Eukaryota; Metazoa; Chordata; Actinopteri; Pomacentridae. Gene Ontology annotation, molecular function: SH3 domain binding. The coding region runs from base 160 to 2433 and encodes 757 amino acids. The record is from RefSeq and is a predicted model, not a curated record. Gene Ontology annotation, cellular component: cytosol.